This is a messenger RNA of Ilex paraguariensis (yerba mate), 2778 nucleotides long. NCBI's taxonomy places the organism in Eukaryota, Viridiplantae, Streptophyta, Magnoliopsida, Aquifoliales, Aquifoliaceae. The record is from the annotation of a GenBank genome assembly.
GGCACGCGCUGGUCUGGGCCUCUGCUACUUUGCGACGGUGGACGAUCCUCUUAGCCUGUCAGCUUGACUGCUUGAGUCUCUCUCUUUGCGAGGAAGCAAGGGACUCGAAGGGGAAGUCUGCUUCAGAGCUCCAUCGAGGCAUCUACGACCACCGUUGACAGCAGCAGGUAGGGUGGUUGUGGGGGACUCUACUGGUCAAACUGAGGUCAUUUGUUGAAGAAUGAAAUCACGUAAUAGAGGAAGAUAACAGAAUGGAAGCUGCAGGACUAGUCAUCAUGAACUUGGCCCAGAAUUUCAUGCUAUGUCAACGAUGUCACUGGAAUAGACCUUUCGACAAGAUAGCAGGCGAAUACUCGAGUCUGCGUGGAUGGAAAAUUGAUUUGUACCUUACUUAUAAUCAUGAAAUUAAUAUGUUGGAUGAUGCAUGAUGAACAAAUUUAUAUUAUCUGUCUUUGUCUGCCAUGGAGAACGGUAUACAAGUAAUAUAGAGAAACAACUGGUGGUGAAUUCCGGCAAAGGUGUUGCAUACACAUUGGCAUUAAAGUAGAAGAAGAGGUUGUGCUUGGGAAGAUGGGCAAGAAGUCCAACAAAAGCAAGAAAUAUGAGACCGGUGAUUUGGAACAAGUAACUGACAGCACAGAUGCAAUUUCCACGGGAUUUGGAAGUAAUUUGAACUUGCAUGAAAAUUUUCAGGGAAAAAAAAAUAAGAAGAGACAUGAGGUGGGUGGUGAUGGUGAACUCCAUGGUAUACAUGCUAAAGCUGUAAUUAGCAAGGGUGCUGCAAAAAUAGAAGGUGAUAUUGAAGUGGAGAAAGGCCCGAGAAAAAAGAACAGAAAAUCUGAAUUUAAUGAAGAGGUAACUGACUGCACAGAUGGGGCAUCUGUAGGGGUGGAAAAUAAUGUCAGAUUGAACAAAGAAGAUGAGGUAAAGAGAAAGAAGAAGAAGAAACAAGAGGUUGGUGGUGACAUUGGACUCAAUGGUAUCCAUGAUGAAGCUGUAAAUGGAAUGGAUUUUGUUGAAGUCGAUGGUGAUCUACAAAAGGAUAAAGAUCAGAAGAAGGAAAAGAAGAAGAGAGGAUUGAAAUCUAUUGAAGAUAAAAACAAGUUAAAUGAUGUAGUAGGAGAAUGGAAUAGGGGCUUGCAAACAAUUGAUGGGGCAGAUGUGGGGAGUGAUAGUGUCUUGAAACCAAGAAAAAACAAUAAAAAGAACCGUAAGGAGAAGAGAAAGAAAGAUGGAAGUGAUACCUUUUCGUCUUCCAUGAAAAUUGUGGACAAUGUGAUUAUAGGAAAAGAUGCAGUUAAAGGGAACAGAAGCCCUGAGAAAGAAGGUAUCACUGAAAUGAAGAAUUGGGAAGAAUGGGCUAAAGAAAAGGAGGAGGAGGACGAGAAGAGAAAAGAUAGAAAUGACAUUGAGGAUUGUGAUGUUGAGGGAAAGAAAAAAACCCAAGAUGGUAAAGAGAUUGGAAAAUCGCUGAAUAAAUAUGAUGCGAAUGUUGCUGAAAAUUUUGAAUCAAAGAAGAGGAAGAAGAAAAAGGAUAAGGCACAGGACAGUGUGGCCAAAAAUGGUAAUACAGGGAAGAGGAAGGUCCCAGAAGUUGAUGAUUCUGAAAGUCCCAAAGGUAAAGGAAAAUUGAAGAAAGUGAGGUUCUCUGGUCAUGUGGAAAUUUUCCCUUUGUCAGACAAUCCAAGUACAGGGAAGGGAAAAAACUGGGAGGAUGACUUAGUGCGAGGUAAGCGUUUCUCACGAGAAGAAGAUGAAAUCGUUAAAGAGGCAGUCCUUACUUAUAUUGAGGCACAUGGCUUGGGUGAAGAAGGCCUGGACAUGGUUAUGCACUGUGGCUCUCACCCUGAAACAAGGAACUGUUGGAAAGAAAUUGGGGCUGCCAUACCAUAUAGGCCUCCUUUGGCCAUUUAUUACCGUGCUCACAUUUUAUUUGAAAGGGAUGAGCAGCGUAAGUGGACGCAAGACGAGUAUGAACUUAUCCGAAAGUACCAGGAGAAACAUGGGAAUGAUUGGAAGUCAUUGGCUGAUGAACUUGGCAAACACAGGUUUCACGUGAAGGAUACAUGGCGCCGAAUAAAAUUAAGUAACAUGAAGAAAGGACAUUGGUCCCAGGAGGAGUACCAGACUUUAUUUGAUUUAGUGAACGCAGAUCUGCAAAUGAGAGCUUUUGAGGAAAAGAAAUCGAAGCAUGGCAUGUUGAGAGAUAAUAUUCCUUGGGAGGCAAUCAGUGACAAAUUGUCCACUCGAAUCAAUGCCACUUGCUGUAGGAAAUGGUACACGCAGUUAACAUCAUCUAUGGUAGCUGAAGGUAUAUGGGCUGACACUGAUGACUAUCGCUUGCUUGAUGAACUUUUUAAAUUGGAUGCAUGCUGCAUAGAAGAUGUGAACUGGGAUGAGCUUCUUGACCACAGAUCUGGAGAGUUAUGUCGUAAGCGUUGGGACCAAAUGGGUCGUCACAUAGGCCACCAUAGGAACAAAUCAUUUGCUGACCAAGUUGAAAUUCUAGCAAAGCGAUAUUGUCCAAAUUUACUUGAAGCAAGAGAGGCAUGGGAUAGCAAACCUGUUGUUCCAUGAUGUGGCAAUCAGAAACACUAAUUCUGUAUCUCGUUUGGGGAUCUCCUAGAUAUUAAUUUCUGUUGUAAUCUGUGGAUCUAAUUAUGUGUAAGCUGUUUGAACUUUGGCUUGGAUGCUACUUAAAUUUCAGCUUAAGCUUUUUUUCCAGAAAGUUGGAGCAUCAGUUUGGACAUUGUGCUGGUUCUUUUUCUUUCUUUCUUU